CGAGCGGACCAGCUCAAUUUGGCGGUUCGACUUCAACAUGGCCGAGGCGAGUAACGUCAGUGCAGGCGGCUGCUGUGAGGUAGAGGCUCCCGAGGGUGAAGCCUCGGGAUCGGUGCCCGCCAGCCCAGCCCUUUCGAGGGUGAAGCUCCUGGACACCAUGGUGGACACUUUCCUCCAGAAGCUGGUCGCCGCAGGGAGCUACCAGCGGUUCACCGAGUGCUUCAAGCGCUUCUCACAGCUGCAGUCGGAGAUGUCGCAGCGAAUCUAUGACAAGUUUGUGACCCAGUUGCAGACGUCGAUUCUGGAGGAAAUUGCAGAAAUCAAGGCCGAGGGGAACCUGGAAGCUGUGUUGAAUGCCCUGGAUGCACUUGUGGAGGAAGGCAAAGAUCGCCAGGAACCAGCCUGGCGCCCCAGCGGGGACCCAGAGAAGGAUCUGCGCAGCCCCCUGCUGCCUUACUUCCUGCAGCAGCGGGACAUCCUGCGGCGCCGCGUGCAGAGGCAGGAGGCUGAGAACCGGCAGCUGGCAGAGCAGGUGCUGGCCGGGCGCAGGCAGGUGGAAGAGCUGCAGCUGCAGUGCGGGGCGCGGUGGAAGGCCUGGCAGGCUCUGCACAAGGAGCAGAAGGAGCUGCUGGCUGUGCUGCGGGAGCCUGAGUAAGGAAUUGGACGAGCAGAAGCUUCAAGGUAGAGCCAGUGGCCAUGCACAGCCUGGACACGUGGCCUGACAAACAGCAAGGCCUCAGCGUCACGGACACAGAGGGUUGACCCGAGGCCACAGAGGUUCCCACUGGCUUGUACUCUGGGGCCUUGGCCAUGCACACCGAGCCCGCCCGGUUGCCAGCUCCCUGGGGAGCUGGGCCCAGUCCCCAUCCCACCCUCCCCCACGUGGGGAGCCUGGUUUCAAUCUCCUCUGAUUGCCCCCUUGCUCGCCAGCCCCGGGCCUGUAUCCCACAUCUGUAAAUAAACUUCCUCCUACACUGUAAUCUGUGCGGGCGCUUCCUCCACUGCCUCUGCUUCCGGCCACCAGACCCCUGUCUGCCCCAACUCCCUCUACUCACGGCCCUAGGGCAACCCCAAGAAUGCCCCGGG
This is a messenger RNA of Sorex fumeus (smoky shrew), 1086 nucleotides long. RefSeq names its product polyamine modulated factor 1 (gene PMF1). Bases 38 to 655 code for a protein of 205 amino acids. The transcript has 5 exons. Gene Ontology annotation, biological process: chromosome segregation. Gene Ontology annotation, cellular component: MIS12/MIND type complex. Lineage: Eukaryota; Metazoa; Chordata; Mammalia; Eulipotyphla; Soricidae. The record is from RefSeq and is a predicted model, not a curated record.